This is a messenger RNA of Saccharomyces paradoxus, 762 nucleotides long. It is a transcript of the gene PET20, whose product is annotated as Pet20p. Bases 1 to 762 code for a protein of 253 amino acids. Gene Ontology annotation, cellular component: mitochondrion. The transcript has a single exon. NCBI's taxonomy places the organism in Eukaryota, Fungi, Ascomycota, Saccharomycetes, Saccharomycetales, Saccharomycetaceae. The record is from RefSeq and is a predicted model, not a curated record.
AUGUUGAAGCUAGCUCGUCCAUUUGUCUCGCCUUUAUCAAGGCACAAUGUCAUUUCUUCGGGAAUAGCUCUCACUUCCAGAAGAUUUCAAUCUUCGUUUACAUUCUUAAAUAACCAGUCUCUACUCUCUAAAAAUCAAAUGAAAUCUAAAAGGAAAAAGGGAAGUAAAAAGGCAGCAUACCAUCGUCAACCCCCAGAACAGGAACAUACUGCACCUCUUAUAAAGCAAAGCAAGCCAAUCACUAAGAAAGAACCUAACGAUAUAAGAGAUUCACAUCUAAGAAAGAAAAGAAGGGAUUUUUCUUCGCUACCAAGAGUUCCAUCUACCUCACAUUUAAAGCAGAGUGACAUGAGCACAAACGUACUCUAUUCUGGAUAUAGGCCCCUGUUCAUUAAUCCCAAUGACCCGAAGCUAAAGGAGGAUACUGGAAGUACGUUAUACGAAUUUGCGAUGAAGCUAGAAGAUUUGAAUGAACCCUUAUCGCCAUGGAUUUCCUCUGCUACCGGCCUGGAAUUCUUUUCUGAGUGGGAGAACAUACCUAGUGAGCUACUGAAAAAUUUGAAACCUUUUCAUCCACCUAAGGAAAAGUUAAUGAACACAGAUGAGCUUGUUCACGUAAAUGCUAAGAGAAAUACACUAGUUGACAGUGAAAUAAGUGAGACGCUUCAGAGGAAAAUGGAUGAACUUUCAAAAAGAAGAGGCAAGGGGAGAAAAAAGUCAGUAGUGACGUUGCUCCAAAUGAAAAAAAAACUUGAAGGGUGA